AUGGACUUGGCCGGCCUCAAUGACUGCCCACUUCAACACCAGAGCUCCAAGUCAGAUCUCGGCCACGAACCUCCAAGAAAAGACGCCUCAGGCAAACCUCCCAAGGAGGGCUCUGCAGGAGGUGCAGGCGACGCCCAGGGCUGCCACUCGGUGCCCAGGGUCUAUCUGUACAUCCAGAUGCAGCUGUGCCAGAAGGAGACACUCAAGGACUGGCUGGGGGCCAACACGCUGAGCAGGGAUCGGGUCAAGCAGCUUCACAUCUUCCAACAGAUCCUGGCCGCCGUGCAGUACGUGCACUCCUGCGGCAUGAUCCACAGGGACCUCAAGCCUUCCAACAUCUUCUUCUCGGCGGACGGGACGGUCAAAGUGGGUGAUUUUGGCCUGGUGACUGCCGUGGACACCCAGCUGGAGACCGGCGAGUCAUUGGACGAUGACCUAAGCAGCAUUGACCUCAGUAAGAAGCACACCAGCCAAGUCGGUACCCAGCUCUACAUGAGUCCCGAACAGGUAUUAAACACUAUGUUUAAGACCGGGUGGACUCUGGGUGCUGAUAAUGACAAUCGCCUUCGUUUGAGUGGAAAGACUUACGACCACAAAGUGGACAUCUACUCUCUGGGUCUGAUCUUCUUUGAGUUGUUGCAUCCCUUCGGCACACAGAUGGAGCGUAUCAUGGUGAUGACAGGAUCACGACAGCAGAAGUUCCCUGACAGAUUUGCAAAGGAACUACCGUCAGAGACUGAGCUCAUACAGAUGCUGCUGUCCAACAAUCCCGCCAACCGACCCGACGCCGAUGAGAUCACGGAGAAAGACACCUUCGCGCGCCUGUACAGGAACUUUGUUCCGCCUGUUGCCAACAGCAAUAGAGGGCGCUAUUCUUCAAACUCCAGCAACUGA
Molecule: messenger RNA, 894 nt
Organism: Strongylocentrotus purpuratus (purple sea urchin)
Lineage: Eukaryota; Metazoa; Echinodermata; Echinoidea; Camarodonta; Strongylocentrotidae
Product: eukaryotic translation initiation factor 2-alpha kinase 3-like
Exons: 6
Coding region: 1-894 (297 amino acids)
Biological process (GO): protein phosphorylation
Molecular function (GO): protein kinase activity; ATP binding
Source: RefSeq, a predicted model, not a curated record